GUGAGGAUGGAUAGGUCAGCAAUGCCAGCCAUGCGUCCCCGGUCCAGACUGUUGUCUAAAAGGGAACUCCCACUGCCGACCAUCCGAGAGGGCACCGAAGAGAUGGUGAGGGAUAUGAACCAAGAUAACACGUUCAACUCCUCUUCCCAUAGCCCAGUGCUUUCUGCUGAGGAUUACCUCCUCUCCAUCUGCCACCUGGCCCACCCCACUUUUCCCACCCAAGAUGCUUCCUCUGACAACAACAGUGCACACCCACUGGGUUCUCUUCACCCACGACUGCGGCUACCUCCGCUCACUGGGAGCACAUCCGCGACCUUUGAACUCCACCACAGAGGGAAGGCUCAUGACAUGAACGUGCUCCAGGGUGACAGGAAGAACUUGAAUGAUGAACCUUUGCCUGGCUGCUAUGGCAACUCUGACCCUCUUGAGUAUCUCUAUGGAUGGCAUGGCAACUCUGACCUCUCUACUUGUCAAUCAGGGGGUGAGAGGAGGGGACUUUCUGAGGGGAUGGUGAUGAGGAGAUACAGGGACAUGUGGGAGGGCCAACCUCGCUCCCGGGCACACAGUGUCCCCUUUGCUGCUAGUCCAGAUCUCCCACGCCGCCGCAAGAGCAGCUGCCCCGAGUUGCACACCAGCACUUACGCUACCCAUUGUAACCACUCUCCAAAGCACCACUCAUCCAAGUAUAACGCCAUGUCUCUGUCUUCUGGACGAAGCCCAGAAGACAGAGACAUGGCGGGAGAGAGAGAGGGUAGCACAGUCAAGCACUCGCUGGUCUCUCAGUGGAUCUCUGACUGCAAGUCAGCAUGGAGAGAGGCACGUGUUCGUGCCUGCAUGCUGCCCGUCAUUGCUGAGAUAUAGAAUGACUGCACAGAAUCAGUCAACGCUUACCAAUGAAAUGUCAGGCAUACUAGCUUCAGAUCAGUGCCUGAGACACUGACACCAGUGGACAUAUAGAGGUGAUUUAACACAUACAGAUGCAGCUAUGUGCAAGAGAAAUUAUAAAAACAAGUAAAAACAGAUUGUUGUUAUUGCCUAACUAUAAUGUGUCACUAUUUACUGUAUUGUUGUGGGCAAUUUGUUCUUGGUACGCUGUUGUGGGUCAAUGCAAGCAAAAAUUGGCAAAACUGCAAAAUCUCUUUUAUACCUCCUUGUGUUUUGUGAACAAAAAACAACAACAAAAAACAAUAAUAAAGAAAUAAA
Messenger RNA from Lampris incognitus (smalleye Pacific opah), 1203 nucleotides. RefSeq lists its product as uncharacterized. The record is from RefSeq and is a predicted model, not a curated record. NCBI's taxonomy places the organism in Eukaryota, Metazoa, Chordata, Actinopteri, Lampriformes, Lampridae. Gene Ontology annotation, biological process: regulation of autophagy. Bases 7 to 861 code for a protein of 284 amino acids. Gene Ontology annotation, cellular component: mitochondrion. The transcript is spliced from 2 exons.